Molecule: messenger RNA, 1222 nt
Organism: Drosophila mauritiana
Lineage: Eukaryota; Metazoa; Arthropoda; Insecta; Diptera; Drosophilidae
Product: glycine-rich protein DOT1
Exons: 2
Coding region: 86-1093 (335 amino acids)
Source: RefSeq, a predicted model, not a curated record
UAGCCGGGAACAGCUCGACGCACAGGUGUCGCCUUCGAUUCCACCUAUUUUUCCCAAUUUGAAACAGAGAUAGCUCAACGCUGAAAUGAAGGUCUUCAUCUGCCUGUUGGCCACCAUCUGCGCCUGCAAUGCCACCUUCCUGUCCCUUCUGGGCGGCGGAGGCGGUGGUGGAGGAGGAGGAGGUAGCAAGACCACUUACAAUGUGAUAGCCACGCCCAGUUCGGGAGGCGGUGGAGGUGGAGGUGGCGGCGGAGGUCACGGAUAUUCAUAUGCCCAGGGAGGCGGCGGAGGUCAUGGGUAUGCGCAGGGACAUGGCUACGGACAUGGACACGGUGGCUCCCCGCAGAUCAUCAAGGUCAUUCUGCAGGAGGGUCAGGGCUACAGCAACGCUGGAGGAUCAGCCGGCGGCAUUGUGUCCUCGGAAGGUCAUGGCUACAGUCACGGUCAUGGUCAUGGCUACGCCAGUGGUCACGGAUCCUAUGGCGGCCAGCAGGCUCAGAUCUACAAGAUCAUCGAACAGGCACCGGCUCCAGUCCCAGCUCCUGCCCCCGUUCCCAUUCCGAUUUCGAUUCCUGCCCCUGCUCCGCCAGCUGCUCCCAUUGCCUAUCAUGCUUCCAGUGGCUCCAGUGGCUACUCCUAUGACCACGGCCAUUCGCACUCCUACGGACAGUCGUAUGCUUCGGGACAUGGUUACGGUGGUGCCGCCUCCUUCGAUGCCCAGCAGUUCAAUGCCAUUCUGCCGCAGAUCAUCCAGUUGGUGCUGCAGGAGGAUUCGUUUGGCGGCGGCGGCGGUGGUGGAUCCGCUGAUGUGGCUGCCAUCAAUGGCCAGCUGAUCAACACCUUCGGCUCCAAGGGCAAGGCUAUAAUUUUGAAGGCCGAUCAGGCGCAGGGAGCCUUCUUCAAGAGCGGACACGUGGUGCAGCGGGGAACCCUGAAGGUGAUGCGCGUCCAGGAGCAGCAGCAGUCCCAGGGCGCUGGUGGCUCCAAGGGAGGCUGGGGCUCCGGUGGAGGUGCCAUUUCCGGUGGCUGGAGCGCCGGCGGAGGUGCCGCUUCCGGUGGCUGGAGCAGCGGUGGUCCACCUUCGGCCUGGUAGAUGCACUGCAUCCACAGCUCGCCUAGUUAGUUAGACCAAAUGAAUUGUUUUUUUUUUUCACCAUCUUCUAUUCUAUCGUUAUGUAUUUUUUUUCCUAGGCUAAUCCUUCACAGUCAUUAUCAGAAAAAA